AUGGCUUUUCCUGUUGUUGAAAUGUACGUUAAGAAUGCUUGGGCGAAAUUUGGCUUAAAAAAGGUCAUGAUGAAUACGUCGGGGUUCUUUUUCUUUCAGUUUGAGUCAAAGGAAGGAAUGCUUCAAGUUUUAGAAAAAGGACCAUGGAUGAUACGGUCUAUACCUAUAUUCCUAAAUGAAUGGAAUCCUAAUGUUUCACUGGCUAAAGUGGACAUGACCAAUGUUCCGGUGCGGGUUAAAUUGUAUGAUGUUCCAUUGGCAGCUUAUACGGAGGAUGGUCUCAGCAUGUUGGCAUCCAAAUUAGGUCAACCAAUUUUACUUGAUACUUAUACUAGUCAUAUGUGUGUGAACUCUUGGGGUAGGCACUCAUAUGCAAGGGCGUUGAUUGAAAUUGAUGCUACACGAGGUUUUAAAGAGAACUUGGUAAUUGGCAUUCCUAAUGUAAAUGGGGAGGGAUUUUCUAAGGAAACGGUGUCCAUUGAAUAUGAAUGGCGACCACCACAUUGCACUCAUUGUAAUGUUUUUGGCCACAAGGAUAAUAACUGCCCGAUGCAAGUUAAGAAUUCUGAAAAGUUGAAGAACAAUGCUCGGGAUUCGAAUAUCUCAUUUGGUAGUGAUGAUAAUGAAGUGGAAGACGUGUAUGAUGAGCAGGCUGAUUUUGUUAAGAACAAUAUAGGGGCAAGCACUCCUAAACAGCCGGUUUCCCAUGUUUUACACACACAGAUUAUUUUCAAGGAUGAAAAGAAGGAUCUGUUGUGUUCAUUUGUUUAUGCCCACAAUCGUUAUUCUCAAAGGCGUGAGCUGUGGCGUAAUCUAGAUAUGCAUAAGGUUUAUGUUCAUAAUAAUGCAUGGUGUAUUUUAGGCGAUUUUAAUGCAGAUAGUUUUAUGGGUGUUGUGGCUAUUUUCCAACCUUAUAGAAUAUCUGAUCAUUCUCCGGCUAUUUUGCGUUUGCCAAGGAAAGUUAAGUUUGUGCCUCGGCCGUUUAAGUUUUCCAAUGUUCUUAUUCAGGAUCCAGGAUUUAGCCAAGUGGUUGCUUCGGCUUGGAAAACUGACGUGCAAGGAUUCCAAAUGUAUCGUGUGGUAAAGAUGUUAAAAAGUUUGAAGAAACCUUUACGUAAACUUCUGUAUGAUAAAGGAAAUCUGCAUCGUAAGGUAGAACUGUGUAGAAAGGAUUUGGAUGAGGUGCAAAAGUUGCUUGAUUCGGAUCCAUUUAAUUCUGUGAUUAGAGAGGACCAUGCUACCUGCCUCAAUGCUUUUAAUGAAGCACUUCUGGAUGAGGAACGGUUUUUGAAACAGAAAGCUAAGGUUGAAUGGCUUCUUGAUGGUGAUGAUGUAAAGAAUGCUUUUAUCGCGCAUUAUACCCAAUUUUUGGGUCAAAGUGCGCCGGUUUUAAGACUAAAUUCUUUGCAUUUAUUUGAUAACAGAUUAUCUCAGGAGCAAGCUUUGCUAAUGAUUUCUGAGGUUACUGAUGACGAAGUGAAAAGGGCCAUGUUUUCUAUGGGAGAUGAUAAAUCUCCAGGACCGGAUGGAUUUUCAGCUGGUUUUUUUAAAGCAACUUGGAGUAUUAUUGGUGUUGAUGUUAUUAAGGCGAUUAAAGAAUUUUUUUCAUCAAGCAAUUUACUCAAGGAACUCAAUCAUACGGUUAUUGCAUUACUUCCCAAAGUUAAGACUCCUACUUUUGUCACAGAUUUUCGACCAAUCUCUCUUUGUAACGUGUUGUUCAAAUGCAUUACGAAGAUUUUGUCGAACAGAAUAAAGAAUUCUUUGAAGGAUUUGGCAUAUGAUACGGUUGAUUGGGGUUUUCUUAAGCGCAUUCUUCUAGGUUUUGGUUUUCACCCUCGUAUGGUUUCUUGGAUCAUGGAAUGUGCGACUACUACUACUUUUUCGGUGUCUAUUAAUGGUACUACUCAUGGUUAUUUUCAAGGCAAGAGAGGUCUUCGGCAGGGUGACCCGCUGUCUCCGUAUUUAUUUACUUUGGUUAUGGAAGUUUUGAAUUUGAUCCUGAAGAGACAGGUUGCUAUUCUAAAUGUUUUAUCUUUCGAUGAAGGCACUUUACCGGUUAAGUACUUGGGUGUCCCUUUGGUGUCUUCAAGACUGCGAUAUCGUGACUGUCGCCUUCAGUUGAUCAACUCUGUUAUUGCUUCUAUGCAUGUGUAUUGGUCUUCGGCUUUCAUUCUUCCCUCUCAAGUUAUCCACGAAAUUGAACAAAUGAUGAGAAAUUUCCUAUGGAGUAGUGGUGAAUAUAAACGGGGUCAGUCCAAAGUUGCUUGGGAGGUUGUGUGUCUUCCAAAGACUGAAGGAGGAUUAGGUAUACGACGUAUUGAAGCUUUCAAUAAUGCUCUAAUUUCGGUCCAUAUAAGGAAUAUUGUAGCUCAUAAGGAAUCUCUUUAG
This is a messenger RNA of Erigeron canadensis, 2391 nucleotides long. RefSeq lists its product as uncharacterized. The transcript has 8 exons. Lineage: Eukaryota; Viridiplantae; Streptophyta; Magnoliopsida; Asterales; Asteraceae. The record is from RefSeq and is a predicted model, not a curated record. Bases 1 to 2391 code for a protein of 796 amino acids.